Molecule: messenger RNA, 946 nt
Organism: Olea europaea var. sylvestris
Lineage: Eukaryota; Viridiplantae; Streptophyta; Magnoliopsida; Lamiales; Oleaceae
Product: uclacyanin 1-like
Exons: 2
Coding region: 258-869 (203 amino acids)
Cellular component (GO): plasma membrane
Molecular function (GO): electron transfer activity
Source: RefSeq, a predicted model, not a curated record
UGAAACAAAACCAAAUACUCUUAGCAACAACUAUGAAACUAAACCAGCAACUCCCACUAAAGUUCAUUAAUUUUCUUAUCUUCAGAACAAUAUGAUUCUUUAUUAUCCUGUAUCAACCAAUCCAUGCAGAAUACCAGUCAAUUACACAUAUAAAUAGAAUUCCUUGCCUUGAAUCAAACCACAGAAGCCAAAUUAGUCUAUAUCGAAGCUUUAAUUUUGUUCAAAAUUAAUUUCAUUCCCAUCAAUUGAAAUCGAAAAUGCAUAGAACAUUACUUAGUUUGGCUAUGAUAGCCAUGUUGAUUUAUAUGGCUAAGGCAGCAAAUCACACUGUGGGAGCCCCAAAUGGUGGAUGGGAUCAAUUCACCGAUCUUAAAACAUGGGCUACAUCUCAAACAUUUUCCCCUGCAGAUAAUUUGUUUUUCCAGUAUGGAUCAUUCCAUAAUCUUCUUGAAGUGUCGAAGGCAGACUACGAUUCUUGCGUGACAAGCAACCCUCUAAACCCUCCUUACAUUGGCGGCUUGACAGUCAUUCCUCUCACUAAUCCGGGCAAAAGAUACUUCAUCUGUGGGAUUCCUGGACACUGCUCGGCCGGCAUGAAGGUUGAAAUUAACACGAUUGCAGCCUCUGUAUUGGCUCCGGCCGCUGCUCAGGCACCACCACAAACACUGGCCACUACUUCCUCUCUCGUCUCUCCAGUUUCCUCUCCCUCUCCUUCACCAAUAUUUAAUACUUUUCCUUCUGUGACUGCGCUUUCUCCUGCAGUAUCUUUUCCUGAUAGUACUACUCUCUCAUCGGCAACCAAGUUCAGUGUGACUAUUGGAGCUACAGUCGGAUUGGCUUUUCUCAUGGUGAUGCUUUUAAACAUGUGAAAUGUUAAAUCUGGCCUCACAAUUUGUUUUCUAAAUGUCAAUUCUUGAUUUCUAAAUGAAUUACUUAUUUUGAUUGA